AAAAAAAAAAAAGUCUGUAUUCUAAAGUUUGAUGAGAAGAGCUGUAGUGAGUUAUUAGCAGGGAUUAAAUGAAUACAUGAUCCUCUCAGUGCUGAUUCUUGUGAGCUACUUUUGUAAAUGCUUGUUUAAGACCACAGGGGCCACACGGCCAUGUUAGGGCCAUCCGCGGCCUGCAUGUGACCCUGCAAUCUGGCCCCAUUGUUUCCACCUCAGGCUGUAUGCCUCUUUUCAAAAUGGUUCCAACUGGCCCGAAGAAGGACGUGCGCAAGGCUAUUUGGGGAAAAAAUAGCCAAACACAUGCUCAUGAAAUGUUGUUAUUCACGUUCUGUCGCGAUGUGUGUGCGCACUAUAUGUGUUGUAAAUAAGAUCGCCGUUGAUGUUCCAGAUAUGGAGUCAUUAGAGUCAUUAGCUAAGUAGCUGAAUUUGAAUGGUUGGGUUCGGCGCUCUUCGGGGUGCCUCAUUAUGCAGGCGCAUUAAAAGAAGGCGGUGGGGGGCAAAUGGGUGGUUAAGGGCUCGAACAAAAAGAGGGGCAGGGUCUGUGAGGAGGGUCAGGAUUCAAAUUCUAAGUGGUGAGAUGCUCCCAUUGUCAGUGGGGUAUAUAGCAGGCAGAGAGAAAGAGAGAGAUAGAGAGAGAGAGAGUGUUGGCACAACAGAGAAGCAGGAUUUAGAAAUACCACCAUGGCCUCCUCGCACCGCGUUUGGAUUGCUCUACUUCUUCUCAUGGGAAUGACAAGUGACACUGGAGUAUUUGGUCGCGCAGUAGACACGCUGGGAUUUCUGUCACAGUCGCCGAAAACUGCAGAUGGAUCCUCCGGACCAACUUUACGCGCGGGCGUGUUGAGACGGUGGAGGCGCGGGGUCGCCGAUACGCACCGGGAGCGGUGCGCAGAGCUGGCGGCGCCUUGGCUGGAAAACGCACAAGUUCCUGAGGAUAAUGCCACGCUACUGCAGCUCCGUGUUCGGCCCCUUUCCCCGGGAGCCUCCCACGGCCUGGUUUUCCCAGGAAAAUCUCUUUUCAGCUUUGUCCGACGGGUUUACCACUGCUGUCAAGAAGGAGUGAACUGCAGACGCGUAAAAGGAAUCCAAGGGCGCUUGCGAGGAGGCACAGAUGUGGAGUUCCUCCUCAGCAGGGAGAUUUUAUCAUUGGCGGUUAUGAGAGCAGAGCUUCACCUCCACGUUUCCAACCCACAACAUCUGGAUAUCCACCCUGUGCUUUCAUCUAUGGCAAAGCGCGGCCUUCCUACCAGGUACAGCGUGUGGUCCCGGGGCAACGCAGCCGAGCUGAGAGUGGAUCUGCUGUUCCUUUUCCAGAGCCUGCAGGAGGCGACAGGUGGGGCCGGAGGGGGUCCCAGCUUGGUGAACAUGCGGCGGGCGGUGUUCUCUUCCAGGGGGUCUCCGCCAGGAGAAACGCCCACUUUUGGGGCUCUGCAGGACACUGCUAGGGAUGUGUGGGGGGAUGGGGUGGCUCUGGAGCUGGGCUUGGCCCUGGGCUGCAGUCGGGCUGGAUCAGGGCUGUCCUGCGGAACUUGCGGCGUUCACCUCGCUCACACACCUUUCAUGGCUCUGUACUACCGGUGAUGUCAAACCGAGACGGGACUCGGCCUGGAAACAUUUCAACAUCUCCAUUUUCUCACCGAAAAGACAACGCUUACAAAAGGAAAUGAUGCACUUCAAUAUCAAAUCUAUUAAUUUAUAAAAAGUUAUUUUUUGGUAAAAUAUAUAUGUAAAUAGUGAAUAUGAUAUACUGUAACUUUAUGGAAUCAUUCUUUGGUUAUUAAAGCUCAAUGUAACAAUG
Messenger RNA from Perca flavescens (yellow perch), 1795 nucleotides. RefSeq lists its product as uncharacterized. The record is from RefSeq and is a predicted model, not a curated record. Bases 679 to 1578 code for a protein of 299 amino acids. The transcript has 3 exons. Lineage: Eukaryota; Metazoa; Chordata; Actinopteri; Perciformes; Percidae.